AAUUUUAUACAAAUCAAAGAUACUGUAGUAUCCAUCCCCACACCUCACUCAUAUGCAUCUUGUUUCUGUGUCACAGUUCCAAAUCAAGCAAGUCUGCAUCAAUCAUCACGAGCUCUCAACCUUCCAUUUCCAUAUCCAUCUCUCUCUCUCUCUCUCUCUCUCUCUCUCACGCAUUUUGCGUAGCUUUCAGAUUCUUAGUUGAACCUCAAAUUCGACAGCUACAUUACCCGCCACAGGACCGAAUCGGAAGAUGAAACCGAGAUCGACCCGUCAGCGAAGAUCCGGCGUCACCGGCAGGAGGAAUACCAGACCGGAGACUUCUCCAGUGAAAUGUAAAGCGGAGGAUCGGAACAGGGAGCGAUGCUGCGCGGUUGAAGAGGAUGAGGAUGAUGAUGGUGAUUGGAGCAAUCAGGCUGAUGAGACACAGAGCAAGGAAGGAAGGGGAAGUGUGAAACCUGAUACUGGAAGGAAACUCGCGGCGGGAGUGUGGCGGUUGCAAGCCCCCGAUGCGGUUUCUAGCGGUGGAGAUGAGAGGAGGAGAAUGGAUGCGUUAGGGUUUCGGGGAAGUGGUUGUGGACAUUUGGGUCCUCUGUUUUUCUACCAUCAUGAUCACAAACAUUCUGGCUUUCAAACUAACAAUUUAAGAAGCAUCCCUUGUCCUCCAACAAAGGGUGGGUUCUUGUGUAAGGAGCCUUCGAUACCAUUUCCUGACUCCGCGAUGGAGGCGGCAACAAAAUGGGAUCCUAUACGCUUAGAUGCAAGGGAUGACCUCCACCAAAUCUACAGCAACGUGAAGCUGAUUGAUCAACAAGGGAAUGCUGCUUCUUCUGUUGAGCUGAAACUUGAGGAAGCUCGUGCUCGCAUCCAGGAUCUCGAGAGUGAGAAGCGAUCUCAGAGAAAGAAGCUUGAGCAGUUCCUGAGGAAAGUCAGCGAGGAGAGGGCGGCUUGGCGGAGCAAGGAGCAUGAGAAGGUCCGAGCAUUCAUUGAUGACAUGAAAGAUGGCAUCAACCGUGAAAAGAAAGCUCGUCAGAGAUUAGAAGCUGUUAAUCUAAAACUAGUCAAUGAGCUUGCAGAUUCAAAGCUGGCUGUGAAGCGUCACAUGCAUGAUUACCAAAAGGAAAGGAAGGCAAGAGAGUUAAUGGAAGAAGUCUGCGAUGAGCUUGCUAAGGAGAUAGAAGAAGAUAAAGCUGAGAUUGAUGCAUUGAAGAGUGAAUCCGUGAGUUUGAGAGAGGAAGUAGACGACGAGAGAAGAAUGCUGCAGAUGGCUGAGGUUUGGCGUGAGGAACGUGUCCAAAUGAAGCUCAUUGAUGCCAAAAUAACACUCGAGGAGAAGUACUCGCAAAUGAACAAGCUCGUAGGAGACUUGGAGGCGUUUCUCAGUUCAAGAAAUGAUACUACAAGUGUGAAAGAGGUGAGAGAGGCUGAAGUGUUAAGAGAGACGGUUGCAUCAGUCAGUAAUGUGCAAGAAGUCAAGGAGUUUACGUAUGAACCUUCAAAACCGGAUGAUAUCUUCAUGUUAUUUGAAGAUAUGAACUUGGGUGAAGCCAACCAAGAUGAAGAAGGCCACGGUUCAGAAGUUGACAGGGUAAGCUCAGAUGUCAAUUUGAUCAACAAUGGGAGACACUCUAAUGCCUUCACCGACCAGAAUGGUGAGUUUGAAGAAGAAGAUGACAGUGGUUGGGAAACUGUGAGCCAUCAGGAAGAACACAGAUCAAGUUUCUCUCCAGAUGAGAGCGCCCAUUUCAGUAGCAACAAUCAUCAACGUGACAGCAAUGUAACGGCGAAUGGCACAGAGUUUCAGAAGACUCCAUUAAGAGAAAUAAAAGAAGUAUGCUCGGUUCCUAGAAGGCAAACCAAGAAAGUGUCGUCAAUGGCGAAGCUAUGGAGUUCAUUAGAAGGUAUAAACGGAAGGGUUUCAAACGCGAGAAAGUCAAAUGCGGGGAUGGUUUCACCAGGGAAAGGCGGAUUCAGCAGGUUGGACUUGGUGGGCUCGUCACCGGACUCAGCAUAUGCUAAUGUAAACCGAGGAGGGAUGAAAGGGUGCAUAGAGUGGCCUAGAGGUACUACACAUAAGAACAGCGUAAAGACAAAGCUUAUGGAAACACAAGUCGAGAGACAAAAGGUUCAGCUGAAACAUGUCCUUGAGCAUAAGAUCUAGGCUACUACAUACUCUGAAACUAGUCUUUGUGGCUGAGCAGCAGCUCAACUGCUAUUACCAUUGUCUUGUGAUCUAGCCGGUGAAGCCAAUCACGGUGGUGUAUUGAUGGUAGCUAUAGCAAAAUAACCUUGUGUUUGAUUACUGCCAUAGGUUGGCUGAGCUAGCUUUAGCGACAAACCCAACUACUUGUUGGUUGCUAGGAGCAAAGACUUUAAUGGUACUUUUCUUUGACCAAUUUUGUGGCCAUCUUAGCCCAAAUUGAGAUGUUAGGUCAAUGAUAUAUCUUCUUAUAUUUUACUACUACAUUGUCAAUAUACUUGUAAAACUGUAUGAUGCAUGUCUCUAGCUAUAACUUUACCAUUCACAAUAAUGGAGAGAAGUAUCUUUAAAUGA
Raphanus sativus (radish) is the source of this 2551-nucleotide messenger RNA. RefSeq lists its product as uncharacterized. The transcript is spliced from 3 exons. The record is from RefSeq and is a predicted model, not a curated record. NCBI's taxonomy places the organism in Eukaryota, Viridiplantae, Streptophyta, Magnoliopsida, Brassicales, Brassicaceae. Bases 251 to 2158 code for a protein of 635 amino acids.